AAGAUAGCAUAAUUCUGACGGAAAGUAUGCGAUAAAACGAGACACCAGUCAAUUUGUACUGUAUCUAGUGGAAAACAAAAGUCGAGAUGAAGAAUGAUACCAGUUCGUCAUUGAUAAAGGAUAAUAACACAAUAAAAGACGUCUGAAGGACUACAACAAGUAAAGCAAACAUCGGGUUAUAUCUGACUUCAAUUCCGUUCAUUCUUCUACGGUGGCUGAUUAGUGCCAUUUCGUUCUGUCGCAGCGACACAACGACAAAAGCUGAAUGUUGCCCCGCCAAAAGUUGCCCCGCCUAACGUCGCCCUGCCGAAUGUCGCCCCCGCCAGAUGUCGCCCGCUGAAUGUAGCCGCACCGAACGUCACCCCGCCGAAUGUCGCCCCCGCCAGAUGUCGCCCGCUGAAUGUAGCCACGCCGAACGUCACCCCGCCGAACGUCGUCUUUUCGCCUUCCGGAUUGAAAAGAUUUAUUCAUUAAAUUGGAGAUUUAAGGUGGUAACAGUUAUGACUAGUUAUGAUAUAUUUGUCAGUCCACAACGAAGUGUUACUUGAAUUUGCUCACUCUUUUUAAGCUCACCUGUCACGUAGUGACAGAAUGAGCUUUUGUGAUCGCCCUUCGUCCGUCAUCCGUCCACAAUUUCUUGUGACCACGAUAGAGACCACAUUUUGCAAUAGAUUUUAAUCAAACUUGCACACAAAUUUUAUUGGCAUAACAUCUCGUGUUUUUUUUUUAAACUGACCAGAUCCCAUCAUGUGUUAUGGCCUCUUAAAGGGUCAAAAUUUGCCAUUUUGGCUUUUGCAACCAUAUAGAGACUUCGUUUGAUUUGAAACAAAUUUGCAAAAUAUCUUUAACAACAAUAGAUCUUGGAUUACAUGAUGAACCGUCAGAUCCAAUCAUAGGUUCCGGAGUUACGGCCCCUGAGUGACCCCUGAAAGAGCCAAAAUUUGUUCAAUUUUACCUUGUGAGCACGAUAGAAGUGACAUUUUACAUUUGAUUUUAACCACACUUACACUCAACUGAACUCACAAUAAGAUCUAGGUUCCUUUCGAAAAACGGCUAGAUUCCUAUUCGGAUUCUAGAGUUACUGCCCCUGAAAAGGGCAAAGCUUUCUAUUCUGGUCAUUUCAACCAUAUAGAGGUUAAAUUUAUGCUUUGAUUGACACAAACUUGCACAAAAUGUUUACCUUGAUGAUCUCUAGGCCAAGUUUGAAACUGGGUCAUGUUGGUUCAAAAACUAGGCCACCAGGUCAAAUCAAAGGAAAAGCUUGUUAACACCCUAUAUGCCAUUUUUUUACACCCCAUCUUCAUGAAAAUUGGUCAGAAUGUUUAUCUUGAUGAUUUCUAUGCCAAGUAUUAAACUGGGUUAUACGGGUACAAAAACUAGGUCAUCCGGUCAAAUCAAAGGAAAAGCUUGUAAACACUCUUGAAACCAUAUUUAUGACCCUAUCUUCAUGAAAGUUUGUAAGAAUAUUUAUCUUGAUGAUUUCUACGACAAGAUCGAAACUGGGUCAUGUGGGGUCAAAAACUAGCUCACCACUCAAAUUAAAGUAAAAGCUUUCUAACACUGUCGAGGUCACAUUUACGACCCUAUCUUCAUGAAACUUGUUCAGAAUGUUUAUCUUGAUGAUUCCUAGGCCAAGUUUAACAGCUGAGCGAUAUAGGGUCAUUAUGACCAUCUUGUUUUAAUUUUGCCGUGCAUUUGGAAAAUACUUUAUGCUUGCCUCAGUGAGGUUGAUUCUCGCGCGAGUAAACAUAAGAUCUCUCUCUUAUAGGCCAAUGUAACACUUGGCUGAGGGGUUUGGGCAUGUGUCAUGCUCACAGGAAUCUAUAACACUGAAGCAAGCAUAUAUAGUAUUUUCCCAAUGUACGGCAUUAGGGACUAACAAAUAUAUCAUAACUAUUAAAUCUUACUAAGUUUUAUCUCCAACUUGAUUAAUAUUAUGAUGUCAUUUCGGAAGGCGAAAAGACGACGUUCCUGCGGGCGACUUUCGGCGUGGCGACAUCCGACUGGACGAUGUUCAGCGGUGCGACAAUUGGCGGGGCGACGUUCGGAGGAGCGUAUUUCGGCGAGGCAACGUUCGUCGGGGUGCAAUAACGACGGUCGGCGGGGCGGGGCGGGGCGACUUUCGGCCGGGCGCCAUAACGACGUUUGGAUAUUAAAGCUACGAAUGUACUUAUUUACAACACAAUAUAAUUCACGACGACGUAAUAACCUGUUAGGCGGGCUACCGGCAAGGCUUGAGUCCAGACACCAAUAAUUCAUUUUGAAGAAUAAAACUGUCAAAUACAAUUACGACAAAAAUAAAAAAGAGACUUAUUUAGUUAUGCUUUCUUGUCAUACAAAAUGAAUCUUUCUCUUGUCACAGUUGGAGGAAAAGAUCAUGUUGGAAAAUUUCACCCUGUACGCGAGUAGCUUUCAAGUUGUGACUUUAUUGAUAUUUUAAAGGUCACAUAACGUGUUUGCGGCCGGACAUGGCACUGAAAUUUUAGCUCGGCCUAAUAUUAAGGUGGACUUGGGAUAGCAACGAAAACACUACUCUUGAAUUUCAGAGUUAAAGAAAGCCCCAGAUGCUGUGCACAACGUUGGCUUUUGGCUUCCAUGGGAUUAUGGCUAGGCAUUAUGACAUAUAUGAUGAAUUCUAAUAUGAGUAUAGCUGUUGUAUGUAUGGUUGGUAGUGACAAAAACCUCACAGGAGUCUAUGAUAGAAGUAAUACAAGCGUAUACUUAGAGGAAGAGUUUAAUAGCUCAAGAAUUAAGCUAGAAAAUGUUUCAGAAAUGUUGGAAUCACCACCGGAAGUGUGUUACAUGACAGAGGAAGGUACGACUCGUACAUCAAAGGGAGCUGAAUUUUUCUGGGAUAAGAAGACACGGUCAUUCGUUUUAUCAAGUUAUUUCUAUGGUUACAUGGUAACCCAGAUUCCUGGUGGCUGGUUUAGUGCAAAAAUUGGCGGGAAGUCCUUAAUAGGCGCAUGCAUGGCAUUGUCCUCUGCUGUGACGUUGCUAAUGCCUUUGUUUGCGAGAGUAAGCGUGUAUUUGUUGAUGGCAGCUAGAGUACUCCUGGGCAUGUCUAUGGGCAUGGUGAUACCGGGAUAUUGUGGUUUAGUUGGAAUAUGGGCAUUACCUACUGAAAGAAGCAGAUUUAUGGGACUGUGUUGGUUUGGGCAAAUGGUUGGUGCCAUACUUGGUUAUACGACAUCUGGUCUUCUCUGUAUACACGGCUUUGAUAAUGGCUGGGCUUCCAUUUUCUAUGUUCAUGGCAUAACUGGUGCUCUGUUUGUGGUGACAUGGUGGUUUCUUAUUUACAGUUCGCCCCAACAGCACCCAAGAAUUACAGAAGCCGAGAUGUCCUUAUUAAUAAAGCAUUCAAAUACUCAAAAAGCUAAUCCAAAAGAGAAUGAAAAGGUGCCAUGGAAAAAAAUAUUUACCUAUUUGCCUGUAUAUGUCAUUUUUGUUACACAUACAUGUGACAACUGGACGCAUUACCUUUUACUCACAUGUUUACCGCAGUUCAUGAAAGAAGUCCUUAAACUAAAUAUACAAAAUAAUGGAUUAUACUCGUGUUUACCUUUUAUAUCGUUCAUGGCUGGCAUUGCCUUUGCUGGUGUGUGUGCUGAUUUGAUCCGAAAGAAAAAAUGCUUCACUGUAACAACGAUUAGAAAAAUGUUGCAACUUACAGGGCUCUUCGGAGUGACUGUCUUUAUACUGAUACCAGGCUAUCUGACUUGCGAACAGAGAGACAUUGCAAUUAUGUGCCUAUGUUUCUGCACUCUGUUUGAAGGUAUUGGUGUUACAGGGGGUUACACGAGCAAUUCCAUCGAUAUAGCGCCGAGAUAUGCUUCUGUGAUAUUUGCCGUUUCAAAUACGAUUGCUUCCAUUCCUGGAAUACUUGCGCCUUUGGUGGUGGCGGAAAUAACAAAAAACCAAUCCAGUGAAGAAUGGAGAGUUGUGUUUUACAUGUCAGCCGGUGUUUCGAUGUUUGCAGCGUUGCUCUAUGGAAUCUUUGCUAAUAGUGAACUUGCACCUUGGGCAAACAUGAACAUUGAUAAGGAAUUAGAUAUAGAAGUUGAUAUUUCCAGGUCUUCAAGCAUGCGUAGUGGAUUUCUUGAGAAGCCGACUGUAAAGGAAGAUCUUUGAAAAACGUUCUUGAAAAAAAAACAUUCAGUGAAAAAAUCUUUUAUUUAUAUAUAUAUAUAUUCAUACGACUGUAUUAUUUGUUAUGUCAUAAAUAUAAAUCUUUGUUAGAUAAACUGUCUAUUUAACAAAUGAUUCUCAAUUAAAGGAAUGAAAAGUUA
This is a messenger RNA of Mercenaria mercenaria, 4289 nucleotides long. RefSeq lists its product as uncharacterized. Gene Ontology annotation, biological process: monoatomic anion transport; transmembrane transport. Lineage: Eukaryota; Metazoa; Mollusca; Bivalvia; Venerida; Veneridae. The transcript has 13 exons. Gene Ontology annotation, molecular function: transmembrane transporter activity. The record is from RefSeq and is a predicted model, not a curated record. Bases 2596 to 4131 code for a protein of 511 amino acids.